Cloeon dipterum is the source of this 1081-nucleotide messenger RNA. RefSeq names its product enhancer of split mgamma protein-like. Lineage: Eukaryota; Metazoa; Arthropoda; Insecta; Ephemeroptera; Baetidae. Bases 225 to 680 code for a protein of 151 amino acids. Gene Ontology annotation, biological process: regulation of transcription by RNA polymerase II; regulation of neurogenesis; anterior/posterior pattern specification. Gene Ontology annotation, molecular function: protein dimerization activity; RNA polymerase II cis-regulatory region sequence-specific DNA binding; DNA-binding transcription factor activity, RNA polymerase II-specific. The transcript has 3 exons. Gene Ontology annotation, cellular component: nucleus. The record is from RefSeq and is a predicted model, not a curated record.
AGGUCGCGCCGCGCGACUGGCCGCGCCGAGAGUAGCAAGUGCGCCGCCGGCCGGCGUGUAGUGUGUGCACUUAUGAGUGUGCACAGGUGCAGCAGCUUAUUACGCGUUUAGCUGGAAAGUGUGGGAACGUAGGCGCGCGUUCCCACACUCGGACGCACGGGGGAGGAGCCUCGGUGACGGCGGCGGGCCACCAAGCGGCUUCAUGCCCGCACAGUCGGCCCACCAUGCUGGCCCCGCAAGGACCCCACGACCUCCACGCGCCCAUUUCCAGGACGCAACGAUACAAAAAGAUUACUAAACCUCUGCUGGAGCGACAGCGUCGAGCACGCAUCAACCGAUGUUUGGACGAGCUGAAGGAGUUGGUCGUGACCGCCCUGCAAACUGAGGGUGAAAACGUCUCGAAGCUCGAGAAGGCAGACAUCCUGGAGCUGACAGUGCGCCACCUGCACCACCUCCAACAAGAAUCCAGUGGCCCUGAGGAGGACUGCCAGAAUCCAAAAGGACGCUUUGAGGCAGGGUUCAGCCAGUGCGCCUCGGAGGCGUGCCAUUUUCUUCUCAGUCUGCCUGGACUUGACCCUCAGAUUUCUCGCCGCAUUGUGGACCACCUUGGACAAUGCGCGGACGGUCUGCGUCGGCCGACUCCUCCGCCGCAGCAGCAACCGAUGUGGCGGCCGUGGUAGUGGCACGCACACAUACUCACAAAUUGGUCUCCUCUUUUUGAUCUCGUCAUGGGAAGCGGGCAGCGGCUCACGUCCAUUUGCGGCCUAACAAGAAGCAUCCGUCUGAUUGAUUUCUUCUCCGCUUUUUUCUUUCUUUCGCCGCUCGCAAUUUCAUGGUUUUCGUUUUUUCGAUAUGUUUGGAUUACGUAUAGAGUGUAUAAUGUUUUGAUUGCGUUGCGACGUGCUGGCUCCCCUCACACGUCGUGGCGUGUUUAUUAGUUUUUUUGUCACAUAUUAUUUCUCUUCAGAUGUUUACCGCACUUGAAAUAAUGUGCAACCACUACACGUUGAUGGAAUUUUAUUAUAUGUUUGCGAUGUAUAUUUGUAUUUGUGGAUAAAUAAAAAUGAGAUUUGAUAACUAA